CAAGUUUCAAGUUGACCCAUUCUUUUGCCGACGAACGUCCUAGCAAAACCCAAGUUUAGGCGUUACGUUGUAAGCCAGGCUAAAGGAUAGAGGGGGAAACGUGAUCUGGGUAAAAAGCUGCUACGUCUCAAGGAUUUGCCAGUGUACAUUCGAUCAUAGAGAAGCCUGGUUAAUGUUACUGAAAGAGUUACACUGAUAGCUAGCAGGAGAGCAUUGAACCUAGCUAGCAGCCGUCUGCAUAUUGACUCUGCAAUGUAAAAAGAAGUGUCGUUAACCCAAAGAACAGAAAUGACAAAUUAUGACAGAAGCGGCCAGCUGGAAGUAUGGGCUAAAGAAGAAUGGCAUGCAGCAACAGUAUCUUUAAAUGGAGAUGCUGGAUGUCUGUAUAUCACACUGGAAAAUCCAUCAACAAACCAAAGAGACACCACAGAUACCCUUAAUACACCAAUAAUUUCAGCUGAGCAAUAUCGAGAUUCACUGGCAAAUCAAAAGAGAAUUGUUCGCAUCCUUAAGUCAGAUAACACUGGUUUAGGCAUAUCAAUUAAAGGUGGCCGUGAGAAUCGAAUGCCAAUUUUGAUUUCUAAGAUUUUCAAGGGGUUGGCAGCAGAUCAAACUGAGCAACUAUAUGUUGGAGAUGCUAUUCUUUCUGUCAAUGGAGAAGAUCUACAUAAUGCAACACAUGAUGAAGCCGUUUCUGCUUUAAAGAAUGCCGGAAAAACUGUUGAGCUGGAAGUGAAGUAUCUCCGGGAAGUGACACCGUACAUCCGCAAAGCCUCGUUACUGAGCGACAUCGGAUGGGAAUUGCAGCGCCAAUUUUUGGGUUUUUCUCAUGUGGCACAAGCCUCAACCAAGCCGGAUACACGAUCGGUUCCUCUUCUCUUCUGUUGCCUGUCGAGACGAUUGAAAACUAGCAAAAAGAACGAUAACCGAGUUUUGGAAAUUCACUCACCGGAUGGACUACAAUCUUGUCUACUACGUGCAUCAGACGUGUCGCAAGCAUCCCAAUGGUUUGCGUCGUUACACACAGCCAUUUCGGUAUUAUCAUCACGUGGCUUAGCCGAGAACGGACAUCGGAUUGCGAAAGCUUUAAGCGCAGCUUCCAUAAGAAUGUGGGGUUGGUUGGCCCUCUUGGGUCCCCGACCUAAAGAUGCUCACAAUAGUAGUAAUGUGGAUAAUGGAAGCUUAAACAGUCAUGGCAAUGAUCCAUCCUUCCUGACGAGCGAUAAUUUAAGCGAACUUUGGCAACCAAUUUUUGUGGCCUUGACUGAUCGGGAUAUUUUGCUCUAUGACACUGUACCGUGGAGCAUUGAUGGCUGGACCAAACCCAACGCCCGCAUACCACUCCUAAUGACAAGGUUGGUAAGCAGUAAUAAAAGUAAUACGGAAGGGGAGUUCUGCACGUUUUGUAUUCGUACUGGAACGUCUAAAGGAGUUGUGAAUCGCGUAUUCCGUGCGGAAUGCGAACGAGACUUGACGUCGUGGGCCCGUGGCCUUGUUACAGGAACGCACAAUUGUGUAGUCGCUGUCAGAGAAGCCGCAUGGGAUUGUUUAUGGCGAGGACAAGAGGCCCGUCUUUACUUGCACUAUGAAGAAGGUUUAAAGCUCUAUCCAGCUUCCGAAAUUCAGUGCACUGAAAAAUCGAAUACUCUGCCCGUUCCAUUUUGGAAAGCCCCAUUUGGCAAUUUACGCCAUUCAGCUGAUGAUGGAGUUCGUACUCUGUGGCUUGAUAUUGGAAACGAAGAAGGGGAAAUAGAGUUGGAUAUGUUAACGUGUCCGAAGCCAUUCGUCUUUACUUUACAUUCUUUCUUAUCCGGUAAAAUCAAUCGAAUGGGGAUGAUAACGUGAUUCCUCGGCAAAGUAUUCUUUGCAAUUCCUUUCCAUAAAACAUAUUCCAUAUGCCUGCCGAAGAUAACUUUAUCAAGAGCGACUAAGCUAGUUACGAGGAGUAAAUGUUAAAUUUCUUGUCAGUAAAGGUGAGAGAAGACAUACAGCUAAAGAAUCAGUUUUGCGUGUUAAAGCCAUGCAGCUUAUAUUCAAUUGUUUACAACAAUUUGUUAUCUUAAAUAUACUGUCAAUUGAG
Daphnia magna is the source of this 2080-nucleotide messenger RNA. RefSeq names its product beta-1-syntrophin. Gene Ontology annotation, cellular component: intracellular anatomical structure; dystrophin-associated glycoprotein complex. The record is from RefSeq and is a predicted model, not a curated record. NCBI's taxonomy places the organism in Eukaryota, Metazoa, Arthropoda, Branchiopoda, Diplostraca, Daphniidae. Gene Ontology annotation, molecular function: protein binding; structural molecule activity.